Molecule: messenger RNA, 1741 nt
Organism: Eufriesea mexicana
Lineage: Eukaryota; Metazoa; Arthropoda; Insecta; Hymenoptera; Apidae
Gene: temp
Product: protein prenyltransferase alpha subunit repeat-containing protein tempura
Exons: 1
Biological process (GO): protein prenylation
Cellular component (GO): cytoplasm
Molecular function (GO): protein prenyltransferase activity
Source: RefSeq, a predicted model, not a curated record
GAAAAGUUUCGAAAUAAUCCCCGCAGAAGACAAUGAGAACAAAUCGCCGGUAUUUCACCAAGAGGAUUGCCUCGGGUUAGCGUCAUGGUGCGUACAACCACUUUACUGCUACGCUUAUCGCCGUCUCUUUGAACUUCGACAAAAUAAACACAGACGCGAGGAGCCUAGUACAAUAGCAAGAUGGUUGCUGGGUGCAUUGUUAUUGAAUCCAGAUGUCACGACGUUCUGGAACAUGCGACGGGAGCUAGUACGGAAUCACAAGUUGGAAGCAUCUGAAGAAUUCUUUUUCUCCCGGCUGGUGCUUUAUCAUAAGCCGAAAUGCUUCGAGGUGUUCGCCUACCGACGGUGGUUAUUGUCGUACAUACUGAACGCUAAGGAUGGACGUUACGACCCGGAAUCAGUGGAAUCGCCUCUUUGUACAGAAUUGGAUAUAGCAACGACGUGCGCGGACAGAUAUGCGAGCAACUAUCAUGCUUGGAGUCAUAGACGUCAUGUAAUGACUCUCCGUGAGUCGCGAGGAUUUGCUUAUCCGAGCCUGGAAUCGGAAUGGAAGAAUUCGCUCACUUGGUGUCAACGGCAUGUGUCGGAUUACAGCGGGCUAUCCUAUCGACAGUUUCUGCUAAAGAAGUACAUGUUCGAGUCGAAGGAACUGCCGAGGGAAUGGUUUCUAAAGUGUCCGGAUGCCGGAGAGCAAUGGAAAGAGGAACUAUUCGCUUAUAUUAAAUCGAACAUCAGUGAUACAGGGGACACGCAUCAACUGCAGAGGUUAUUCGAUGCAGCGAACGCGGAGUCAAGAGCGGCUUCGAGAACGAAGCAACACGCGUAUUUCCGUGCUUUGUCAUAUUGGUUGGAAGAAUGCCGCGCGAACGACAGUGCCAUCUGCACGUACGACGAUCAUGAGGCUCUUUGGUGCCAUCGUAGAUUCCUCGCGUAUCUUCUCGUGUGUUUCAUGGCGUCGAAGUAUUCCUGCCACGGGGAUGAACACGAUGCCGACGGCCGAUCCGUUGACGAGUCGACCGAAGGGAAAAAUGUUGAGAAAAUGUCAACCACUUUGUUGAACGACGACGUGACGUUGUGCCACGAUUUUCUCGUGCAAGCAUUCCGCGCGCGCACUAACAAGAUCGCUGAUCUGGCUACCAAACGAGAUCAACACGAAAAGAUGCUGGUUAAGAGGUUCUUUAAAUUUCUCCAGAGCAUCGGGUUCGAGAUCAGAUCGUGAUCUUGUUACGACGAGAAUUUUACUUUGGAACGAAAGAUAACGUAUGCGUAAUAAGACACAUAAUUCUAUUCGUAUCGGGGAUAGUUUAAUAUGCCACUGUAAAAACCAUGCAAUAACUCUCUUAUUCUGUAUUACACGCAGACGUUAUUCUUAGACGUAUACUCUAUCCAUGAAUUGUAUCUCAAUAGUGCUCUCUCGUCUGAUUCGUUCGCGCGACGAACUCUGUGCGCGUAAAUCAGUGCUGUCUACGAGAGGGGCCCCUUACGUGGCUUUGUUCCCCUUUAUAUGUCAUCGCUGUAAGAGCAAAGAGAGCUAGAAAACAGAUUAACGAAUCUAAUGUGAUUUGCCUCCUCUCUUUCUCUCUCUCUCACACUUUUUUUCUCUCUCUUUCUACCUUGCUCAUAAAACAAAUGGCUAUAGACGAGAAGUGUAUAGCACGUGUGAUAGAGUGUGAAACGCUCUGCAUACCGUAGAGCUGAGAUUGGACAGCACUGUCAAAUGAUAUAGUAUCGUUUUCGAUAA